This is a messenger RNA of Chlorella variabilis, 762 nucleotides long. RefSeq lists its product as hypothetical. The record is from RefSeq and is a predicted model, not a curated record. Lineage: Eukaryota; Viridiplantae; Chlorophyta; Trebouxiophyceae; Chlorellales; Chlorellaceae. The transcript has 3 exons. Gene Ontology annotation, molecular function: oxidoreductase activity. Gene Ontology annotation, cellular component: mitochondrion. The coding region runs from base 1 to 762 and encodes 253 amino acids.
AUGCUGCUGCAGCCAAAGGCCCAGCUGGCCUUCCUGGCCGGGCAGUGGGUGAACCUGCUCAUCCCUGGGCUGGCCGCUGUGGGAGGGUUCACAAUCACCAGCACACCGCGGCAGCUUCACGAGGGCGGCACCUUCCAGCUGGCCGUCAAGCGAAGCCGCGCCCUGCCGGCCGCCUGGCUCCACGAGCGGGCACGGGUGGGCGACCGCCUGGCGGCCAGUGUCGGAGGCAACUUCCACUACCGCCCGGGGGACGAGCGGCGCCCCCUGUUGCUGGUUGCCGGAGGCGUGGGCAUCAACCCGCUGUUUUCCAUCCUGCAGCACUGCUGCGAGCUAAGCCAGGCAGGUGCAGGCGCCGGGGACCAGCGCAGCGGCGGCAGCGGCGGCGUGCUCUACUCUGCCAGCGUCCCAGCUGAGCUGGCAUUCCGGCGGGAGCUCCAGGAGAUGCGGCAGCAGGCGCACGGCAGCAUCCGCCUGCAGCUGCACGUGACGGCCCCGGAGUGGAGGGGGCGCUGCAAGGAAUGGGGCGGACACUGGGGCCGCAUCGGCCGCCCAGAGCUGCAGGCUGCGCUGCGGUGGCUGGCACGCCCCCGGCCGCCAGGCAGCGGCAGCGGGCCUGAUGGCAGCGCCAGCAGGAGCAGCCCUGCAUGCCAGCUUGCGACGGCACUGGUGUGCGGCCAUGCGGCCAUGAAGGACGCUAUGGUUGCCGACCUGCUGGCCCUGGGGCUGACCACAGAGCAGAUACGUUUUGAAAGGUGGUGGUAG